UGAUGAGGCAACAUGCGACAGAUAACAAGCCGGAAAGCCAGGAGAUAAGAGUGUGAUGAAGACAACCAUCCAGCCGGACCAGCAUCAGAUCAACGCAAGACCAUCGCCAACCAGAGGCUGUCCGGAGGGGUACAAGACAUAUAAAGCUGUCAUGCCAUCGUACUAGCUUCCAUUACGCCCGUUCUGCUUUUAAAGAUCACCAGAAAUAAAGCCAGGGAACCGACGAGCUCCGUUCUUUCGAGUCUCCCUAAUUAGAGACCACGCACGCACAAUGCAGCGCAACACAUUCGCACCUCCUCCGGCCCAGUCGCCUCCCCUCCACCAUCCUAUCCCGCAACAUGUCUCUACAGUACCGAUGAUGCGGUCGCCGCCGCCGCCAGUCUCCCAACAGCCCCAGCCCCAACACCAGCAGCAUGGAUAUAACAAUCCUUAUCAGCCAAAUCCGGCCCAGGGAGGAGGCCAGUUUGCCCCUGGCUUUGGCGGCUUUAUGUCAGAUCCCACUGCUCAAAUGGGGUUUCAGGUUGGGAAGAGUGCCGUCAUGGCCGGGCAGGAGUAUAUGGAGCAAAACUUGAACCGUUAUGUGUCGAUUCCCGCACUAAAGCACUACUUCAAUGUCUCCAAUUCAUACGUCAUUAAGAAGCUCGCUCUCGUACUAUUCCCCUGGAGACAUAAGCCAUGGUCCCGCCAGCAGGGACGGAUGGCUGGCGCAGCCUCCGCAAACGGCCAGAUAAGCCAGGCUCAGUACACUUCCAUGUACCUCCCACCACGAGACGACGUCAAUUCACCGGAUAUGUACAUUCCCGCCAUGGCUCUAGUCACCUACAUCCUGCUCUCAGCGGUCAUGGCUGGUCUACGAGGGAAUUUCCAUCCAGAGAUACUACGCUCCAUAACGUUCAUUGCUCUGGCAGUGGUGGUAUUUGAGAUUGUCUGCCUCAAGGUUGCCAUGUAUAUUCUCAAUAUUAAUAAUGACUCCCAGCUUCUUGACCUGGUGGCUUACUCAGGAUACAAGUUUGUUGGUAUCAUUCUUACCUUGGGGGUGUCUGAGAUUCUCACGCCGGGCCAAGGCACGGGGGGCUGGGUUGGCUGGACUGUGUUCAUCUAUACCUUCCUCGCUAACGCCUUUUUCUUGGUCAGUAUUAAGAAAUUUUUGAAAGACCAUUCAAGAAAAAGAUAGUCAUGCUAACGUUAAUUGUGUGUGUACAGCUACGUUCACUCAAGUACGUCCUUCUACCGGACAGCUCAUCCGACGCAGCCAUGCGAGGCGGAGCCAUGCCGACCGUUGCCCGCUCCCAGCGCAAUAGGCGCACCCAGUUCCU
This is a messenger RNA of Trichophyton rubrum CBS 118892, 1316 nucleotides long. RefSeq lists its product as uncharacterized. The record is from RefSeq and is a predicted model, not a curated record. The coding region runs from base 272 to 1174 and encodes 300 amino acids. NCBI's taxonomy places the organism in Eukaryota, Fungi, Ascomycota, Eurotiomycetes, Onygenales, Arthrodermataceae. The transcript has 2 exons. Gene Ontology annotation, cellular component: COPII-coated ER to Golgi transport vesicle; endoplasmic reticulum membrane; endoplasmic reticulum-Golgi intermediate compartment. Gene Ontology annotation, biological process: endoplasmic reticulum to Golgi vesicle-mediated transport.